Messenger RNA from Ogataea philodendri, 468 nucleotides. RefSeq lists its product as uncharacterized. Bases 1 to 468 code for a protein of 155 amino acids. The transcript has 2 exons. The record is from RefSeq and is a predicted model, not a curated record. Lineage: Eukaryota; Fungi; Ascomycota; Pichiomycetes; Pichiales; Pichiaceae.
AUGAUCAGAAAUCAGCGUCGACUGCUCGUUGAUCCGCUGCUGGGCAGCCUCGAUCCUGUCCUCCGACAAACUGUCCAGCUUCAAACGGUUCAGUCUGCUUCGGACACUGUCGAAAAACAUGUUUGUCCGAUUAAUAACCUGUUCAAACGUCUGAAUCUUGAUCUUGAGAUCGUACUCUGGCUUCCAGAACAACUGGAACUGUGGAGAAACCAAAUCCAGCAUCUCCACCUCGGAAUACUCCAUCCGCACUGCAAGGUUCUGGAAACUGAAGUAGUGGAUCUGGUCACGGUAGAAAUCGUGCACACAGGUGGCUCCCUUUACCUUCAUUCCACGACACCAGAAAGAAAGCUCCAAAUACUUUCCAAAGGAGUACUUCCAGGCAUUGUCGCUCAAUGGAAGCACAGCAGUCGAGUUCUGACAUAUCUUGCAAAAACUCCAUGCCAUGAUCAUGUUUUCGCGUCCUUGUAG